ACGAAUUUACGGAGAAAAGGUGUUUGGUAUGUUCUGCGGCAGGGCAGUUUCUUGUCAGAAGCGUAAUGUAGACAUUCAAGGUUUGUGCAAUAUAAGGUGCAACAAUAUUUCACUGAGAGUGCACGCGCUGCAUCAAGGAAGAUUGGUAAUUUCUUUAGUCUUAGGACGUCUUUUGAUAGAAAACAAUCGCAUCCAGAAUGGCUGCGGUAUUCGAUAUUGAAUUGCACGACGUGGAUGCAGUGAAUAGGGACGAGUCGGACGAUGAUGUUAUCGAGAUUGGAGAGGAGGACUACGAUCCUAAUCCUAACGUGAAUGAAAUAAUUGAAUCGGAUGGCGUUGAAACGGUUGCUAUUUCCGAACAAAAUGUUAAUCGUGGGAGAGAAAGAGCUGGACCACAAGAUUUUGAAUUAUGCAAAGUUAUUGGAAAAGGUGGAUACGGAAAGGUCUUUCAAGUACGUAAAAUAACAGGAAACGACAGCGGUACCAUUUUUGCUAUGAAGGUGUUACAUAAGGCAUCUAUCAUAAGAAAUCAAAAAGAUACCGCUCAUACAAAAGCUGAACGAAAUAUUUUAGAAGCUGUUAAGCACCCAUUCAUUGUAGACCUUAUGUAUGCUUUCCAAACGUGUGGUAAAUUAUAUUUGAUCUUAGAGUAUAUGUGUGGAGGUGAACUUUUUCGACAUUUAAAUGACGAAGGAAUAUUUUUAGAGGAUACUGCAUGUUUUUACUUAUCUGAAAUAAUACUGGCUUUGCAACAUCUUCAUUUACAAGGAAUCAUUUACAGAGAUUUGAAACCAGAAAAUAUUUUGUUAGAUGCAGAAGGUCAUAUUAAAUUAACUGAUUUUGGUUUAUGCAAAGAACAUAUACAAGAUGAUACUGUAACACAUACUUUUUGUGGAACUAUAGAGUAUAUGGCUCCUGAAAUUUUAAUGAGAAGUGGGCAUGGUAAAGCAGUCGAUUGGUGGAGUCUUGGUACUUUGAUGUAUGACAUGCUCACAGGAUCUCCUCCAUUUACAUCUACUAACAGGAAAAAGACAAUAGACAAAAUUCUACGAGGCAAAUUAAAUCUUCCUCAAUAUUUAACACCCGAUGCCAGAGAUCUAAUAAGAAAGCUGCUGAAGAGACAAGUCGCACAAAGGCUAGGUACUGCACCAUCGGAUGCUGAACAAAUAAAAAAUCAUCAAUUUUUUAAACACAUAAAUUGGAACGAUGUUAUAUCACGAAAAUUGGAACCACCAUUCAGGCCAAUAUUGGCAAGCGAAGAUGAUGUAUCCCAAUUUGACAAGAGAUUUACAACUUCCGCCCCUAUAGAUUCACCUGCAGAAUAUACUCUGAGUGAAUCAGCUAAUAGAGUAUUUCAGGGAUUCACAUAUGUAGCACCAAGUAUACUUGAAGAUAUGUACUCCCAACCAAGAGUUAUAAAUGCUAGAAGUCCUCGCAAAGGCAAUAUACGUGGUUUCUCACCAAGAAAUACACAUUUCCAUUUGCAUAAUUCGCAUUUGCAAAAUCAUAGGCAUAAUGGUGUAGGGCAUAACAAUGUGGAAGACACAGAAAUGAUAGAGAUAGGCUAACUGUCACUUCUUAAAUAGCGAAAUAAUGCUUAGCAUUCUGGCCUAACUGCUGAAUAUCCGUGACCAAUCCUCGUGUCUCAGGGAGGGAAUUUUAUAAGCAUACAAAAAGAGAAUAGCAUAGGAUGGGUCUGAUCUUAAUUGCUUCAAAGGAUAUUCAGCAGUUAUGUUUAGCUAAUUUUUUUUUAAUCAAAUAUAACAAUUACGAAUUUAUCAACUAAUAUUACGUUUUAAAAAACGAUGUGUGUGCAGCGGUUGUUGGUAUCAAUUUAAGUAACACAUCUGAUCUGUUAUAAAGGAAAAUUAUUAACCUAUUAACCGGGGACGGAUGAAAAUAUUUACCUUCUUUUAUAUGAUAUCAAAGAUUAAAUAAAUCAGUUUUAUUUUUAUUUCUCAUUGCGCUAUUAGAGCAACGUUAUAUGUGCAAUUUUUACAACUUAUUUUAUUUGAGAUCUCCCCGAUUAACAGGUUAAUUUUAAGUUGAUAUUUUAUUAGUAAUUGUAAUAAGAAUUAUACGUUUUAUAUUCAUAUUUACACAAUUUAACUCUUUUGUGAUUCACGUUAGUAUAUAUAUAUAUGUGUACGAAUAUUAAUAAGAUAAUAUCAAUUUUGUAGAUUUUAUUUACAAAAGAUAAAUGUAAAACAACGAAAAUGGUAAAAUGCUGCCAUCAACCGCUCUGUUGCUUUAAUCUAUUUUUUCAUGCUAACAUACUAUUUGAUUAUUUAUAAAUUAAUUUUAGCAGCACAUUGAUUAUUUAUGCAAUUAAUUUUAGCAGCAAUAACGUUUCUAUGGGAGCAACGAUAGCAUAUUUUGCCUAAAUAAUAGUCAAAGUUAGAUGCAUUUAUGCAAAUGAAGCAAUGGAAUUGCAUUUUUACAGUUUAAAGUUCCUACAACAAAAAAAUUGCAAUAUAUACGAAUAUUUUGCUCACAUGACAUAAUAAUAUUGACUAAUAGAAACAUAUGAAAGAUAGCGUAUAAUCUUUAGCAAUUUUUUCAAAAUGCAAUUGUUCCAGAAAUAGCAAUUUACUCUAUAAGCAUGCUGCCAUAGCAACCAUAUUACUGCACAACUGAAAAAUCUAUAAGAAAUGAAGAGUUUUACAUUCGUUCCUAUAUUUUACACUUGUUAAUAGUGUUUUUUAAUUACAAAGGAACGUGAAUGAUACAAGUUACCUUGAACUUAUUCUUUUUUCUUUUCUUUUUCUUUUUUUGUUAAUUAAUGCAAUAUUGACUAUAGACAUAUAUAUUCAUAGAUAAAUUAUAAUACAAAAUAUAAGCAAGAGUAACUAUUUGAUGCUCAGCAAAUUUCCAAACUACCCAAGUGUUCACUGGCCAUGAUAUCUGGCAAACAUUACAUUUAACUAUUUACAAUAAUUCCAUGGUCGAGAUGUAAUAUUAACCCAAUAAUAAAGAACUUUUCUCUAUAUAAUUUGUGCUUAACUAUUAAUUCAAUAUAUAUACACUUAAUGUUGCAUUUCGACUAUGUACGCAAAUAAAUGCGUAUAAUAAAUAUACACAUAAGAUUAUAAUAUUCGCAGUUGUAUUGUAAUGUAAAAAAUAUCUAUUCGACAAAAUAUGAUUAUUUAUAAGCUAUUAUUAUAUGUAUCAAAGAACGUACACUUUCAAUGUUAAAUUAAGAAUGUGCCUACAGAGUUUUCAAGAUGCUACUAAAAACUAGAACAAUGUGCCGAAUUUAGAAAUCUAGAAGGAGGACAUAAUAUGGAGCAUAUUAAAAACUGUCGUUACAAUCAUUGUUGAAACAAAUCACUGUUAAAAUCAAAUAAGAUUAGAAUUCUUUUUCUUUCGCAAUUUCAAUUAUGUAUAAUCAUCUUUUUAUGAAGAAAGUAUAACUCAAAAAAAAAAGAGAGAGAUCUAUUAUUCAUUAUCAAUUAUUUUGUAGAACCGAAUAAUGAAGAUUAUAGUGAAAUACUAUUUCCAAAUAUAGCAAAUAGAGAACUUUGUAGUUGAAUUCUUAAAACUCUAAUGAUGUGCUCUCAAACAGACUGUGACAUCGAUACUCAUUGUUAUGACCCAUUUUUAACAGGACCUAAAUAAGGAUUAUGGCGCUACAUGUUAUUAUUCUUAAGGAAUUCUUGCAAAUUAAUAUAUCAAAUAUUUAUCAUGGUACUAUACGUUUAAUUAUUUACAAGUCUGUUUUUAAGAAAAAAAAAGAAACAAGAAAAAACAAGAUUGACAAAAAA
Polistes canadensis is the source of this 3764-nucleotide messenger RNA. Its product is annotated as ribosomal protein S6 kinase beta-1-like. Gene Ontology annotation, molecular function: protein serine/threonine kinase activity; ATP binding. NCBI's taxonomy places the organism in Eukaryota, Metazoa, Arthropoda, Insecta, Hymenoptera, Vespidae. Bases 198 to 1568 code for a protein of 456 amino acids. The record is from RefSeq and is a predicted model, not a curated record. Gene Ontology annotation, biological process: signal transduction; protein phosphorylation. The transcript is spliced from 12 exons.